Molecule: messenger RNA, 1506 nt
Organism: Caenorhabditis briggsae
Lineage: Eukaryota; Metazoa; Nematoda; Chromadorea; Rhabditida; Rhabditidae
Exons: 9
Coding region: 1-1506 (501 amino acids)
Source: RefSeq, a predicted model, not a curated record
AUGGGAACCUCUUCUAAACAUCGGAUCCUCAUUUUUCUGAUAUUGGCCUUUUUGGUUCCGAUCUCAAACUGCAAAAAAGAAGACUCAUACUGGCUAGAUUCUUUGUAUUCUACAUUCCGUGAAAUUUCGGAACAUCUUCCCGGAUAUUCUGAGAAAUUUCAAAAAACAGUGACCGGAUAUGCGGAGGAAGUCCAGAAGCAAUAUGAAGGUUCGAAAUGGGAGAGCUUUGUGAAUGAAAAUGCUGCUAAACUCUACGAGAAAAGUCAAGACAACGGGAAAACAUUGAAGGAAAAAAUUGUAGAAUACGCGGAGAAAGUCCAAAAGCACUAUGAAGGUUCGAAAUUGGAGAGCUUUGUGAAUGAAAAUGCUGCUAAACUCUACGAGAAAAGUCAAGAAAACGGGAAAACAUUGAAGGAGAAAAUUGGAGAAUACGCGGAGAAAGUCCAAAAGCACUAUGAAGGUUCGAAAUGGGAGAGCUUUGUGAAUGAAAAUGCUGCUAAACUCUACGAGAAAAGUCAAGAAAACGGGAAAACAUUGAAGGAGAAAAUUGGAGAAUACGCGGAGAAAAUCCAAAAGCACUAUGAAGGUUCGAAAUUGGAGAGCUUUGUGAAUGAAAAUGCUGCUAAACUCUACGAGAAAAGUCAAGACAACGGGAAAACAUUGAAGGAGAAAAUUGGAGAAUACGCGGAGAAAAUCCAAAAGCACUAUGAAGGUUCGAAAUUGGAGAGCUUUGUGAAUGAAAAUGCUGCUAAACUCUACGAGAAAAGUCAAGACAACGGGAAAACAUUGAAGGAGAAAAUUGGAGAAUACGCGGAGAAAAUCCAAAAGCACUAUGAAGGUUCGAAAUUGGAGAGCUUUGUGAAUGAAAAUGCUGCUAAACUCUACGAGAAAAGUCAAGACAACGGGAAAACAUUGAAGGAAAAAAUUGGAGACCACUGGAAUAUGGUUUCCGGUGGAACCGUUGGAGCCGCCCGUAACGCUGCCAACUAUGUCGUUCAAGUUGGUGGAAGAUCUUCAAAUAUCUUGAACAUCUUUGAUAAGAAUCAUAUCAGUACCCUUGGAAACCCAAAAUGGUAUGCGAGAAUCGACAUGCCUCAUGGAAACGUUCCUUAUCAUCAUAUCAAUGUGAACAAGGCAAUCACGGGAGUCAAGGAUCCCCAUAUCCGGAUUUCUGGAGCCACUGCGCAAGCUGCAGGACUUACUGGCAAAGCAUUGCAUGUUGUUAACAAAGUGGCCCCUGUGGCAAUGGCUGUAUCGGUUGCUGUGGACGCGGUAGAUGUUGCAAAUGAUUUGAUGAAAGGACAUACAACAGAAGCAAAGAAGAAGGUGGUCAGCAUUGUGGCAACCAAUGCUGGAGGGUACUGUGGAGCCAGUGCAGGCGCUGCUGUCGGAACGAUGUUCUUCCCGGGAGUCGGCACAUUGGUCGGUGGAAUCGUUGGGGGAGUUUUUGGUGGGGUCGGAGGAGGAAUCGCAGGAGAUAUCGCGAACGAAGUCAUGCAGUCAUGA